UAGAGCCCUAAUAUUUUUUAUUUUCUUCCUUGAUCCGCAAGGAGGAGAUUCACGAGUAGGCAGCAAGCAAAGCGAUGGCGCUGCCGCGAACAAAAUGCAGCUGGGCGGGGGCGCCAUCCCUCUAUUCUUGCCAAAGCAAUGGGCAGGUCGGAGAUCGAAUUGCGAGUGGAGGACCACAGCAUCCGCCUCAAGCGGGAGAUUGUGAUCGAGAUUCCCAAGAAGGAGCUCAUCUCCAAGCUCUGCUCUUCCAUUAUCGGUCAGGCGCAUCGGGAUGAUUUUCUGCUGCUUUGUGACAAGCUGGAGCAAAUAAUCGCCUUGCAGUACCGCUCUAGACGAGAGAAUCUCACUGAUGUCUAUGAGCUCUUCAAUCCUCUUGGCAAUGUCAAGAAGCUGGAAAGCUUUUCUGAAUCCCAAGUCAAGGAAAGUCAGGAUAGAUUUCUCGAGCUUUUAUCCGACGCCAUGGACAAAAGUAACUUCAAGCCUUUGAGCGCGCAAGAGCUGAAAGUGGCCACCUCCAGUCAGUAUCUCUUCCAUUUGACCACGAAAAUCAAUCGGAAAAAGCUUGACGAUCAGUUCUUCAAGGACUCGAAAUAUCACGAUAUCAAUCCUGGCGGGGACUUAGGCUCCCUCUACGUAAUAUUUCGUCGAGGCAUUGGGAUAGAUAGAAAGAGCGGUCAGUUCUAUCAAGCAAAGAUUGAUUGCAUCCUUAAAUUUUUCUGGAACACCAUCAAACUCUAUGCUGUGAAAGCAUGGCGCUGGCUCUUGGGGAAGUCUGUUGCAGAAGAGUCUAAGAGUCGCGAGUCGGAACCUGCAAGUUCACUCUAUGGCAGGACGUCUGAGAACUUCAUAUGUGUGAAGCGAAUUCACGUGUCAAACUCGUUCCGAUUUAAGAAGUUUUUUCAGAAGCUCGAUCUGCAAGAGCCAACAUUUGAUCACAUGAUCAUAGUCUACAGGAAAGCCACAAGUUUGACCCAUACUUCCUGCCAUGGAGAGCGCGGCAUUCACAUAAGGCACUACAAGGGAAUUCCAAUGGCAGACAUGGAGCUUAUCCUGCCCGCUAAAAAGCAUCCAAAGCUCCCAUUUACGGACUGGAUCACACUUUUGGUGUUCUUCUUCAUUUCUCUAGUGGGGAUUCUAUCAGCCUUGCGGCAGCACAAUCCCAUGGGCCUGGUGAUCGGAAUGCUUGUAGUUUUUUUCAGUUAUGCCACAAAAGUUUAUCUAACGUUCACUAUGAAUGUUCUCGAGUACGAGAGGCUCAUCAACAAGCUCAUGGAGGAUAAACAGCUUGAUUGUGGACAUGGAACUCUCUUGUAUGUUAUGGAUGAGGCCAUCCAGCAAGAGGUGAAAGAGGCUAUUAUAGCGUACUAUGUUUUACUUAGGCAGCCUGACGAAAAGUGUCUUGACGAAGAGGAGCUGCAAGAUCAAUGCAAUAAUAUUCUCAUGGACACUUUCCAGAGUGGGACGAGUGAAUUCCAAGUCAAGGAUGCUGUUGGUAAGCUCCUGAGACUUGGGAUUGUGGAGGAAAGGGGAAAUCUUUUCAAGACCACACCUCCAAAAGACGCGAUCGAAAUUAUUCGUAAAAGAAUGAUAGAAAGCAUAUAAUAUCCUAUCAAAACUUUCAACAUUUAAAAUUAUAAAGUUGAGUUUCGCAUCA
Molecule: messenger RNA, 1654 nt
Organism: Selaginella moellendorffii
Lineage: Eukaryota; Viridiplantae; Streptophyta; Lycopodiopsida; Selaginellales; Selaginellaceae
Exons: 14
Coding region: 139-1602 (487 amino acids)
Source: RefSeq, a predicted model, not a curated record